Messenger RNA from Anolis sagrei ordinatus, 1323 nucleotides. It is a transcript of the gene POLR1F, whose product is annotated as RNA polymerase I subunit F. Gene Ontology annotation, biological process: DNA-templated transcription; DNA-templated transcription initiation. Gene Ontology annotation, cellular component: RNA polymerase I complex. Lineage: Eukaryota; Metazoa; Chordata; Lepidosauria; Squamata; Anolidae. The record is from RefSeq and is a predicted model, not a curated record.
GGAGACUGCGCUAGCGUCAUCACGGGGCGACGGGAGGGAGCGCGAGAGGCGCCUCGUGCGGGGAAGGGGGAGUGAUCCCCGAAGACGUUCGUCGCAGAAGGCGCGAUGGCGGCGGAGACAGACGACGAAGGCGCGGUCCCAGUUCCGGCGGCGCUUCCUCCCUUCGGCGGCCAGCUGCCCUCCUUCGAGGCGGCGCGGGCGCUGACGGAGAGCCGCUACUCCUGCCUGGUGGUCAUGCCUCACCGGAGGCACGUCGCCCUCCCGCCGCGCUUCCUCCACCGGAAGCGGACUGGGAUCUGCCUCCAGUUGGACGCCGAGUUGCGCCGCUUCUCCGAGAGUUUCCAAGGUGUCCCUGUGGCGUAUGAUGAUAUCAAAAUAACCAAAGAACUGGGAGAUAUAAUAGAUGACAUUGGGGCUAUCCAUCUGGACAUUGAAGCAAGUUUUGUAGUCUUUCAGCCUCAAGCUGGAAGAAAACUUGUGGGUAUAAUCAAUAAAGUGGCACCUAGCCACAUAGGUUGCCUGGUACAUGGAUGCUUUAACGCUUCUAUCCCCAAGCCAGAUCAUCUCUCGAUCGAUGAAUGGAAAAACCUUGGUUUUGAGAUUGGCAACACGCUGGUGUUUAAAGUGUCACAUUUUGAUUCAGAUGCUGCUGGAGUGUUCUGCAUCAGAGGAAAAUUGUAUAGAAACAGCACUGGAGAAAAGAUUCCAAAAGAAAAGCACAAGAAAAAACACGAGAAGCAUCUUGAUGGGCAGAAUGGUAUCGAGGAGAUGGAGAUUGACUUAGCGACUACUGACCCUGACAGAGAAAUGGAUCCCAAGGACAUUGAUAAUGGGAUAUGUGAUAUGGCAGAUACAGAGGCUGGUCAAAACGUAGCAGAUUCAGGAACACAUGCCAGUGACUCAAGCGGCUACCACAGUGAUCAUGCCACAUCUAAGAAAAAGAAGAGAAAACAUUGUGAGGAAGACAAUGGACUCCCUGCAUUCUCACAGUCAAAAGCUAAAAAGAAGAGAAAAGAAUGAGAAAUAGAGUAAAGCUAAAGUGCCUUCAACUGAAUGUGGAACUCAUCUCUCAGGCUGGAUCUAUACUGCCUUAUAUUCCAGGAUCUGAUUCCAGAUUAUCUGCUUUGAACUGGAUUAUAUGAGUCCACACUGCAGAUAAUCUGGGAUCAGAUCCUGGGCUAUAGGGCAGUGUAGAUCCAGCCUCAGAUGUAUUAUGCUUCAUUUUAGUGUUAAUGGUUUUUUGAUUUGCAGUUGUUUCAUUGGAAAUGUUGCAUACAGAAUCACGUGGAAGACUUAUAAAAGCAGUUAGCCAAAUAUGAAAAA